GAGGUGAUUGAUGUCAACGACGUUCCAAUAAACAUUCAUAUUUCUAAUACAAAUGUGGAUGAGAAUUUGGACGAUUUCCUGAUCGGUUGUUUCAGCACCGACGAUGAAGAUCCGACACACAAUCACACUUACACACUGCAGGACGAUUUUCCCGGUCGCUUUGUUGUGUUUGAUAGCUGCCUCUACACGUCAGCGACGGCCGAUUUCAACUACGAGAUGCUCAACGAGAUAAACGUUACAGUUCGCUCCGCAGACGAUGGCAAACCAUCUUUGUAUCGAGAGGAGUUGUUUACAAUAACGAUAUUAGAUGUCAACGAACAUCCGUCGAUAAUGACUACAUCACAUCUCAAGAUGCCAGAGAAUAGUCCAGUAGACAGCGUCGUCGUCGUCGUGAAUGUCCACGAUCCGGACAAUGACGGACCAAAAGGAAAAUGGCAGAAGUACAAUUGUAGUGCGAUUGACGACGCAAGUGGACGAUUUGUAGUGAAGGGCAACGUUCUCAGAGUUGCCGCAAGUGACUUAAAUUACGAGAUGAAUACUUCUCUUUCCGUCGUCAUCCGUUGCACCGACACGGGCAUUCCAACCCUCUAUGAUGAUCGCAAGUUCACCAUACAAAUCUUGGACGUCAACGAGGCACCAGAUAGAAUCAUAAUGACGGGAGGAAAAUUUCCAGAAAACACGGCUGCAGGAGUCGUAGCUAAGUUUUAUACAAUCGAUCCAGAUGACCAACUGACAACCAGAGAGAACUUUACGUACAUCAUACUGCAUACAAAAGAAGGGUUACCUUUUGCCAUCGAGAACAACGAGCUGGUCACAACAAAGACGCUAAAUUAUGAGGAGACGCCAUCUUGGAAGAUAACGGUGACGUCAAUAGAUCACGGAGGCUUAUCCAUAACAGAAACAUUCCAAAUAUCUGUAAUUGACUUAAACGAUGUACCGACUGACGUCGGUCUUGCAGGAAGUCUGUCUCUUCCAGAGAGCAGCAGUGCUCGUACAUUUGUCGGAUCGGUUUAUGUAGUCGACCAAGAUGUGAACCAAACAUAUCAAGUGUUUCUGUUAAAUGUGACAGCAGGUCUUGGCAAUUCAUCUCUACGUCGUCUGCCGUUCUCUCUUGAUUCUACGACCGGUCAUUUGACGGUCUCUAGAGGUGCCGUUCUAGACUAUGAAAGCAUCCCGUACUAUAGUCUUCAAAUCAUCGCAAUCGACUCUGGAAUUCCUUCGUACAACGUGACAGGACACAUAACCGUGAGAAUUUCAAACAUCAACGAACAGCCCACUAACAUGUCGCUUGAUCGUGAAUACGUGUUGGAAAACAGUCGUGUAGGGACUGUUGUAGGUUAUUUACAUGUAACGGAUCCGGACAACUCCCGUAUCAAUAAUACUCAGUCCCAUACCUGCGUCGUUCUGCAACCAUUUAAUGCUCUUUUUAUGGUUACAAGUAUGAUGACUUUGACGGUUGCAAGCGAUACCUUAGACUACGAAGCGGAACAAUUUCAUAAUAUUACGCUUCGUUGUUUUGAUAACGGUCAACCUCAAUUGUAUGUGGACAAAGCAUUUACUAUUCGCGUUCUUGAUAUUAACGAGUCUCCUACCGACGUGGCUUUAAGCAAUUCCAAAAUUCCUGAAAAUUUACCGCCGUUUACUCUUGUCGGCGUCGUCACUUGUCGAGAUCCUGACAACGAGAUCAACCGCAGCCGUUCUUUUGUCGUCUUUAGUUUGAAUUCGAAUGGACCGUUUGUUCUUGUGAACGGCACCAUCUUACUGACGACCAGACAGUUGGACUUCGAGAAUAUAUCAUCAUAUAAUAUCACGUUGACCGCCACAGACGACGGAAUGCCACCUCUCAAUACGAUCGUUUUGGUAACUGUCCACGUGACAGACACGAAUGAUCAUCCUCGAUCUCUUCGUUUCGUCAGCAACGGCGUUCUGGAGAACUCUCCCGUAGGAACGGUAGCCGGAAGCUUUUCUGUCUACGAUGAAGAUAGAUUCCAGGAUCAUUCGUAUUCCAUUGCACAAGUCAUUGAUACAACGAAUCUCUUUACCGUUAUUAACAAUCAGUUGGUGGUGGUCGUAAGCGACGGACUGGACUUCGAGCAGAGUCCGAGUCAUACAAUGAUCGUACGCUGCACAGACAAGGGAACGCCGCGACUUUACGUCGAGGCUGAGAUUACUGUAGAUGUUCGUGACGUCAAUGAAGUACCGUCCGACAUCAUUUUCCACUCUGUCGGUUCGCUCGACGAGGAUGCUGCACCGGAAACUUCUGUAGCCAAGUUUGCCAUUGUCGAUCCCGACUUUAAUCAGACUCACGUCUGCCGCUUGCUCAACGGAUCGGAAUAUUUUCACAUUUUGCAAGGAGACGUUCCCGAGCUGCUGCUGUCACGUAAUGCUCAUAUCGAUUACGAAACGGAUCCUGACAUUUGGGUCAGGCUUCUCUGCACGGACAGCGGGAGACCUUCACUUAAUAUUGAGCGUUCAUUUCACAUCGUUGUGACUGACCGGAAUGAGGCGCUUACACAAAUCGUUUUUGAAGGUUAUGAAACGAUUCCAGAAAACAUUCCAAGUGGAACGGUUAUUGGUAAUCUGACGGUUGUCGACGAAGACAUCGGACAAUCUUAUAUAUUUCGAGUAAUUGGACGGUGGGCGUCUGCUUUCAAGAUAUCGAAGAGACAGUUGAUUGUGACCGAUGCAGCCCAGUUUGACUUUGAUCGUUUGGCUGUGCCAAUCAUCAAUGUUACCAUAUCUGUAUAUGAUGAUGGUUUGCCUUCUUCUUAUACUUAUGUUCAAACAUUUUUCUUCAAUAUUACAGGCAAGGCGGAGCCUCCAGUUAACAUUCGAGUAGCCGGCGGUGCGUGGAUUUACGAGAACAGUAGCAUUGGGGAGAAAGUAGGACAGUUGAUCUGUGACAACCCGGAAACAAAUGAAAUAGUCAUCUACAAGAUAGUAAGCAUUGAUGGAGACGAAAAUUCUAGGGAGUUCUACAUGAACGGAUCAAGUCUGUACUUGAAUACUACUCUACAAUAUGAUAAGAUCUUUACAUACGAGAUUCUAAUAUUGGCAGUAGACGACGGUUUCCCGCCACUUUCGUCCCAAGAGACUUUGUUUGUGACGGUGAAACCAAUAGAUCCGUGUGCUACGAACACAUCGGAAUGCCACAAAUACGCUACGUGCAAUAGACUGGGAUCAACGACGGCAAGCUGUCAAUGUCGAGACGGCUUUACAGGAGAUGGUAAACAGUGUUAUGACAUUCCUGAAUGUGAUUUGGAAUUUAUCUCUGCCGCUGCAAACAAAACAUCUCAAAACUUAUGUGCAAACGGCGGUACGUGUGUAGAUGGCAUAGGCAACUACAGCUGCAUGUGUGCUAGCGGCUGGACUGGUAGACACUGUCGCGAAGAGAUCGACGAAUGUUUAUCUUCUCCUUGUCUUUACGGGAAAUGUGAUGAUGAUAUAGGAAGAUAUUUCUGCUCUUGUAAGAAAGGAUUUACUGGAUCGAAUUGCGAAACUAAUAUCGACGAUUGUGCUUCACUUCCCUGUGAUUCUGGCACAUGCAUCGAUGGUAUAGACACGUUCACUUGUACGUGUCCGCCAUCCUAUAAAGGAUACCGCUGUUCUUUUCCUAUAGGUCCUUGUCAACAUGACACGUGCCCAGGACAAAUAUGUGUUCCUCGACCCACUAAGGGUAUAGAUGCUUUGUUGGGACAAAGAAAAGGUGCACGGCCAGACAAUAGUUCAUCAGAGAGAUACUGCACUGAUGAAAACUAUGUCUCCCACAUCAAAAUUCGUCUUCCUCCAGGUAAUGAUGGCAUCGGAACCAAAUUGGACGAUUACUUUGAGCGUCUUGUUGAAGAUAGUCUCAACGUUGCAUCUUUAAAUUCUUCCGGUACUAUGAUCAAAUUAUCAACUGUCUACAUCGUACACAAGGAAUCGAUAGGAGAGAGCGCAUUCGUUCACUUUGUUGUGAUUAUCGAUUGUGGACACAACACUACCAGUCGACUAUUGUCUAAUGACGAUGUUUAUGAACAUUUUUUCUCGAGUACACUGAAGCAUGACAAUGAUUUCUGCUCUAAGUUUACAACUCCAGGCACAUCAUCCGACCCGGAUGUCUCCUCCCUGGUUUCCUCCUCCCAUUUUUCUGUCAAAGAGUUCACAUUGCCCAUUGUUCUAUGCUUGGUUGCCAUUGCAGUCGUCGUUGGUGGUGCUUUGCUGCUACGCAUUUGGGUCGUCAAGAAGUCGACGAACGCCAGACCAGCGAUCACUGAAGGCACAAAUUAUUCAAUGAUGCGUUCAAGUCGUGGUGACCGGAUGAGGGAUAAUCCGAUAUACGGGGGACCAAAUGGUUGGUUCAAAACGGUCACGCAAAUAGACAACCCACUAUACGACAGUGAUGAUGAAGGCAGCGUGGAUUAUGAAUAUGACAACAACCCUAACUGUUAUAAUUAUCAUGGCGUCGGAAAUCCCUUGUUUUCAGAAGAGGAUCCGAGGUUGGCUGUCGGUAUUCUGUACCCUAAUCCUCUCUACGAAUCGUCUAUAGAAGGAAAUGAGACACAACAAGUCUGUAACAACCCUCUGUAUCAAAAAGUCAUCACUACUAGUAUUACAGACAACGAAAUAUACGAAGGAUCUGAGAACGUUUAUGAUAAUCCUCAAUCCGUUCGUGAUAGUGCGACCUGAUUGGCUUCAAUUUACCUCUUGUUGAAUGACAACCCUAAGCGGCAACUGUCUUUCUAUCAAUUUCUAUUAAUCAAUUAUUUUGUGUUAUAAUGGAAGAACAUGGCAGCUAGUGCAUGCGUGUUCGUUCAAUGUUACAGUCUUAUCUAGACUCUACAGACAGUCUCUUCUGUCCUAUAGACUUCAUGGUUGCUUAGUUAUUAAAUCUAGAGCUGACGUAUACGGAUAACUAUAUAGAAUUACUCUCCACACUGUUUUAUAGUUCA
Molecule: messenger RNA, 4931 nt
Organism: Corticium candelabrum
Lineage: Eukaryota; Metazoa; Porifera; Homoscleromorpha; Homosclerophorida; Plakinidae
Product: cadherin EGF LAG seven-pass G-type receptor 2-like
Exons: 13
Coding region: 217-4668 (1483 amino acids)
Biological process (GO): homophilic cell-cell adhesion
Cellular component (GO): catenin complex; membrane
Molecular function (GO): cadherin binding; calcium ion binding
Source: RefSeq, a predicted model, not a curated record